CCAGCCUUUACACUCAUGUUCCUAUUACGCGUCUUCAAGAUCUGCUCUGCUCUCUAUCUCUUUGCCGCUGUACUCCACACCACAAGUCAGCUUUUCUCAUCGCCUGUGCACGCUGGCAUAUCUUUGCUCGCCAAAUGUCGCUUUCCUAGUCUGGUCGCUUCUUCCUUUCAGUCCCUCCUAGUGAAACGAACGGCUUCAAAGAACAUCCAAUUCGUCCCGCAAGAUCAAAUUUCCCUUCAAUCUCGUACAAGUCAAGAAAUCGUCCUCUGGACGUCUUCGCCCUUCGCGUUAGAGAAUGGUCUUGGCCAUUCAGACCCCAUCCCCAUGAGCGAAGACUUGUUCUUGUCUAAAGCGUUCUCCUCUCUACGACCGAGCAAAAUUAUACCCUUCUUCUACCGUAGGACAGGCUCUUUCGAAGCGGAUGAUAUCACGAUAACUACGUUGGUAACGAGCAACAGGCUGCAGGUGUUCGCUCGUUUGGUGGAGCGAUAUUCUGGGCCGAUUUCUGUCACUAUCCACAUCAAAAACUCGUCAGAAAACGUUCACGAGCUCUUGGAUUCGAUCCAUUCGGUGUAUACUUCGACUCCCAAGAUGUCGAGCAAUGUCGAUGUUCAUCUCGUCGUCGACGCCUUCGACCGGCAGUUCAACACCUGGCGUAACAUCGCGCGAUUCUUCGCGCGUACAGACUUCGUCAUGAUGCUUGAUAUCGACUUCUCUCCCUGUACCGACUUUCGUUCAGCAAUCCGCAGUAGUUCGGCCAUGAUGGAGAAGCUUCGAACUGGAACUGCAGCGUUUGUGGUGCCUGCGUUCGAGUAUCCCAAGCAUGAAGACGGGAUUGACGCCGCAAGAUUUCCGCAGACCAAGACUGAGCUUAUUGCGCAAGUAGACUCUGGCAAGAUCACUGUUUUCCAUGCUUUCUGGGGCCCCGGUCAUAGCUCUACCCAGUACGAGCGUUACUACGCAUCUUCACCUGGCGAAGUCUAUCGAGUGGACUCGUACCAAGCUGCGUACGAACCCUAUGUCAUUUUCAAGAAGGAUGGACCUCCUUGGCAAGCUCAUAUAUUUGUCGGGACUUGGCUCUGACCCACGUCCAGGUGCGACGAACGUUUUGUCGGAUACGGCGGUAACAAAGCAGCCUGUUUGUUCGAGAUGUAUCUGUCCGGAAUCUCCCUCUACGUGCUUUCGGAUCACUUUCUGGUCCACCAAAACCAUUUAUACGAAGAGACAGCCCGACGAGCUGAGCGCAAGUUCAACCGCAAAAUUUACUCCGAUUUCAGAGAAGAGGCUUGUUUGCGAUAUCUGACGGCAUUUCGCGACAACGGUCAGCUCAACACCGAUCGAGCGAGUAAUGCUCGUAAUGAAUGCAGCAAAAUCCGGAGCAUUGCACGCUUUAUGGCUCAGCUUAACGAUGGGUGACUUGUCCACAACUUCCUGUUCAAAUCAUCUG
Messenger RNA from Mycena citricolor, 1447 nucleotides. The record is from the annotation of a GenBank genome assembly. NCBI's taxonomy places the organism in Eukaryota, Fungi, Basidiomycota, Agaricomycetes, Agaricales, Mycenaceae.